Messenger RNA from Larimichthys crocea (large yellow croaker), 4116 nucleotides. It is a transcript of the gene arhgap9, whose product is annotated as Rho GTPase activating protein 9. The record is from RefSeq and is a predicted model, not a curated record. The coding region runs from base 431 to 3124 and encodes 897 amino acids. Gene Ontology annotation, molecular function: protein binding; phospholipid binding. Gene Ontology annotation, cellular component: cytoplasm. The transcript has 22 exons. NCBI's taxonomy places the organism in Eukaryota, Metazoa, Chordata, Actinopteri, Sciaenidae. Gene Ontology annotation, biological process: regulation of GTPase activity; signal transduction.
UUCACUUAAAGCGCCAGGAGGAUGUGUCAUCAUGGGUUGUUGCACCGGGCAACUUAGUGCUUAUGUAUGAGUGUUAAUUUGCAAAAGUGCACGGCGGAGUCCUUCUCUGUGCUUCCGUUAGCUGAAAUAUGUGAAGUCAUCAAUUAUUUUUUUCUCUGUUUUUUCCCCAAGAGAAAAGACGCAACUGCCGCUUCUCUCUGCAGUUCACACCAAAGAUAUAACUGAGCUGUCACCACGUCGCUGUGAGGUUUACUAUGUCGUUGCAUGCAUGGAUAUGACAACAGAGUGAGCUGGUGACCUUGUUGACAUAAAGACACUCUCACUUCAGGACCAUGAGCAUGGCGCUGGCCACUAACCCAACCAGUAUCAACAGUAUCAACCACAAACACGCAUCCAGCAGAGCUUGCUGAACAGGACUGUGUGGAGAGCAAUGCUGUCUGGGACUUGGCGACGUUCUGUGGGGCAUCAGCAGUCUUCUGCAGCACCUGUGGUCUCCAGGGGGAUGACAGUCUGCGGGGUCCCCAGUGGCACAGUGGUCCUCGAGGCCCAGUAUGACUAUAACUAUCGAGGGGCUGAUGGACGGCAGGUCUGCAUUAGGGAGGGCGAACGGUUUAUUCUCCUGAAAAAGACCAACAAUGACUGGUGGCAGGUACGGAGGAUUGGGGCAGCCAGUAAAACAAAGCCACUCUAUGUCCCUGCUACGUAUGUGACAGAGGUGCCGAUUGUGCCGAUGCCUUCGCCACAGCGCCUGGUCAUGUCUGCAUCGCUGAACUCCAACCUCAGGAUACUGCCACGUGUGUCACUUUCUCCCAGCUCGACAGCGACUAACUAUAACGAACAGCAAGUGAACAAACCCAUCUACCACUCCAUGGAAAACCUGAACUCCAACAGUGCCUUCCAGGGGCUGGACAACCACAACAGCGCAGGUGGAGGCCGCUUCCCCACCCUGCCCCUCUCUGGAUUCACCUUUACCCCCAACUCUCCCACCUCCCCGUCGGGCCACCUCAUGGUCCCUGGGAUCUCAGCAUCUUCCAAUACCCAAACAGUACCACGGAACCACAGGGUGGUGCCAAUGAUCACUCGGAGCCAGAGCUCCAGCAACCUGCCUGAAAACCUGAUGGAGAACCCAUAUGACGAGGUGGGCGGUGGCAUCAGCAGUCGUGUCAAACAUAGGGUGCCCAAGAAGUCUUGUAGCCAGUGGGACAUGGUGGGAGCUUCUGGCAAGAACAACCAUCUGCAGGUCCCAACAGAGUCCUAUCUGUCUCAGCUGUCCUGGCAGGACUCCCCUCUUUACACUGACUCACAGCCAGAGAGACGUCUGUCGCAGCUGGAGCCACCUACCCCUGCCCCUGAUCAGCAGCCUCUUCAGAUCAUGGACCUGUGGGAGCAGUACUCAGACCCAUGCACGGGGAGAAGCUACUACGUAAACAGCAUCACCAGGGAGAGGUCCUGGAAACCCCCUCGUCGGUCCCGUGGACGCAACACCGAUAUGGGCAGUCCAGUACAACCUCAGACGUUACCAAGGGAAACCAACCAUCUGUCGCUACCAUUUCCUGAAGCUGGCAAUGGAACAACACAGAGACUGUCACCUGAUUUCCUCUUCGGGAGCCACCAAAGGAAUAAUAGAGGUGGCUGGCAGAUGAAACAGAGCAUACAGCGUGCUGCCUCCUCUGACACCCUGACCACGAUGGCGUUCAGCAAUGCCACUGUCCAGAUCCAUAACUCUGGCGGCCAGCAUGAUGUCAAGCAGGGGCUCAGCCACUCCCAAUCUAUGACCCUGCCUGAGAAUGGCAAGCUGGUCCAGCAGUGCACAGAUUACUCUUGUAAUGUGACCAACAUCGUCGUGGAGCCUCCGUCUCCUCAGAGUUCUCCAGACAGCGAUGGCCCCACGCCGGAACUGGAGAAAGCCGGCCUCUUGAACAAGACGAAGAUUGCAGAGGGAGGACGCAAACUCAGGAAAAAUUGGAGCCCUUCCUGGGUGGUGUUGGUUGGGAACAGUCUGGUUUUCUUCAAAGAUCCUAAAUCACAGACACCUUCCAGCUGGAAACCAGGAAACAGUCGUCCUGAGAGCAGUGUGGACUUAAGAGGAGCACAGCUACACUGGGCCAACGAGUUAUCCAGCAAGAAGAAUGUAUUCAAGCUGAGGACAGUGACGGGAAAUGAGUUCCUCCUGCAGUCAGAGACAGACUCUCUGAUCAAAGAGUGGUACAAAACCAUCCAGAACGUCAUCGACCGGCUGGACCGUGAGAACCCGUUAGAUAACGUCCUUCUAUAUUCUGUGAGGCGAGCGGGCAGCGUGGAGAUGCUGGACAACAGUGGAGAUGAAGAUGACAGGAGAACGUCACUCCCUCGCUCGUCUUCCAACCUGGAGAACACGGAGAGGAAGAGAGUGAAGACCCGGCUGAAGAAGCUGAUCCAAAAGAGACCUCCUCUGCAGGCGCUGCAGGAGAAAGGGCUGAUUAAAGAUCAGGUGUUUGGCUGUCGUCUGGAGAUGCUCUGUGAAAGAGAGAGGAGCAAAGUCCCUCGCUUCGUCAGACUUUGUACUGAGGCCGUGGAGAAGAGAGGACUGGACACUGACGGGAUCUACAGAGUCUCAGGCAACCUGGCAGUCAUUCAGAAACUACGCUACUUAGUGAACCACGAGCGAGCGGUGACUACAGACGGCCGUUACAUGUUCCCAGCGGAGUUGGUACAAGAGGAGAAGCUGAAUUUGGACGAGAGUGAUUGGGAGGACAUUCACGUCAUCACAGGAGCUUUGAAACUUUUCUUUCGAGAGCUUCCUGAACCCGUUGUGCCCUUCGGCUUCUUCACCGACAUCAUGGAGACAGUCAAGAUGUCGGACUACAUGGACAAAGUGGAUCGUCUGAAGUGUCUAGUGCUCAACAUGCCUCCUCCAAAUCAUGACACACUUCAGUUCAUGUGUCGCCAUCUCAAACGAGUUUUGGAGCACACAGACAGCAACCGAAUGACCACCCAGAACAUCGGCAUUGUGUUUGGACCGACCCUGAUGCGCCCGGAGCGGGACAAUGGCAACAUGGCAGUGAAUAUGGUUUACCAGAAUCAAGCAGUGGAGCUCAUCCUCAGCGAGUUUGACCACAUCUUUGGAACGAGAGGCCCCUCGUGAUCUUUUCGGACAGAGUGGGGUUCAAAAAGCUGCUCCAGAUCAGAUGAAAGCACAAGUAGUGCAGCAUUUGUCCUCUUUGCCUGUUGACUCAUGUGGUGUAAAAUGGAUUUCACAUCAAAAGAUAAUUACGGGGUAAAAAGAACCAGGACAGAAAGCUGCUAAUCAUGACAUCUGGCCUCCAUAUAAAGCCAUGUUAAAACAAUAAUAGUAAAACAAACCAAUUUAGCUGCAAUACUUGUGUCUUUGACUGCAGAUGUGGAGACCAGCCACGGUGUUCUUUACGGCUGGAACUGACGCCUCCGUGUCACUUUUCCUUGAUGUUUCAGACUUGAUCAAGAUAAAUAAAAGCCAUAAAAGCGAUAAAUCUCCUCCAGCCGGCUCAGCUAGCUGAGUAUUAAUCAGUUAUUUAUCAAGGAAGGAUGUGUCUUAACGUAGCACUGAAACAAAACCAUCUCACUGUGAAAACACAUGCACCAGCAUCUCUUGCAGCAAAGGAUGGACACACCUGCAGUGGAUGGCAUGAAUAUACUGUAAAAUAUGCAAACAAGCAAGGAGCAAGCUGGGCGUGCAAACGUGCCCGCAUCUCCAAUGGAGUCAUACAGUGUUUAGAUGAAGUUUAACUGGGAAAUCUUCAUAGAUAAAAGCAUAAUUUCACUGAUGGGAUGAAUGUGCCAAGAGGGCAGAAAAUGUUCCUUUCUACCAAAUAGUACUUUUUUGUGUGUGGACCUACAAAGCUUCCCUUAUUGUACACAUUUGGAUCUGUCUUAUAUUUUUAUUAGUGCAAACUCUUCAGAUUAAGUUAAAAAUAUCGAAUUGUAAAUAUGUCGAAGACUGUCUUUAUCAACUAGUAGCACUUUGCAUACAGUGUGUAACCUAAACAUUAUAUAUUAGCCAAAUUCAAACUGCUUUGAGACUAACAGUGCGUCUUUAAGAUGUUGCUUGGACCUGAUUGUUAACUCUCCUACAAUAAAAAGAUAAAGUAAACGAACUGA